CCAAUAAAGGAUCUUUCUGAUGUGUUUGAGGUGUUUCAGAGUGACGGCAGCCUGCAGACACAGAGGACCAGUGACGGAGAAGCAGCCCAGGAUUUUCUAUGUUUCUGCUCAAACCCAGACAGCAGAGAUCUGUACUGGUGGGAAGAAGCUGAGUGGAGUCCUGACUGGUUCCAGGAAACAGAUCACCUGUCUGAGCGUCCAGGAGUGGACUGGAAACUUUCUUCUUCUUCUUCAGCGCUUUGAAUAAAGUCUAAGUUUGCUUUGUUUGCUGCUUUAACUUCAGUAAUGUUGCUGUUUGUUUCUGCUCUGUGAUGUUUCUACAUGUUCACUUCUUAUUUCAGCACAAACUUUGGAUGACUGCUGUUUAAACAUGGAUCAAUAUGAUUAUUAGGUUAUUGAUUGACUGCAAUCAGUCAAUAUUUCUAUGAGAUUAUUGAUGGACUUGAGUCAGUUUGAUGAGCUGCUGAUGUUUCUUUGUUUGUUCACAAUCCAAACUGCAUGGUGUCUUUUUGACUUUGGGUUUGUGGGUGAGUCUCUGCAGCUCCAUGACUCCAUCUGCUGGACUGAUAGUAGAAGUGCAGCAGCUGAUCUUUUCCAGGAGGAUUUGAGUGGAUCAAUGAUGUUUGUUUCCUGUGCAGGUGAAGGUAGAAAGUGUGUGUGAGCUGCUGUGAGUUGAGCAGCAUGGAUGAGUGUGAGGACACUGAUCCAUGCGUUUCUCUACCAUAAGACGUCUGCAAAGAGCUUUCAGAGAAUUUAUCUACCCUACUACACACAGAGUACAUGGAGCUACGAUGACGUCAGAGGUGCUCUUGAACAUCCUGGAUGAUCUGGAUGAUGAUCAGCUGUCUACAUUCCAGUGGUUCCUGCAGCAACCCAACAAUGUUCAAGGCCUCCCAGCCAUCACAAAGAGCCGACUACAGACACUAGACAGGUGUAAAACUGUGGAUGUGAUGGUGGAGACUUAUGGACUUCAGAGAGCUGUGCAGGUGACCAGGGUGGUUUUAGAGAAGAUCUCCAGGAAUGAUCUGCUGCAGAGGUUUCCUGCCAGCAGCUCAGGACCAGAAGUUCAUGUCAGUGAUGUUGGGGAGACUUCAGAGAACAGAGAACCUUCCUCCUCUCAGACUCAGCCUCCUCUUCCUCAGACUGAAGAUGAGACUGUUCCGGUACCAGAACCAAGUCCCAUCAGAUAUUACCAACAGAAGCUUCAGUCAAACUUCCAGGACACGUUUAAGGUUACAACAGAGGGGUGGGCAGCAGAUAAGCAGCUUCUGGUUGAUAUCUACACAGAGCUAUACAUCACAGCUGGCCGGGACGUGCACGUCAACACACAGCAUGAGGUCCUACAGAUUGACAAGGUGUGGAAGCCAUCAGACACAGAGACACAGAUCAAACCCAGAGACAUUUUCAAGCAUCCUUCUGGACAAGACAUACCCAUCAGAACAGUGCUGACCAAUGGGAUUGCAGGGAUUGGAAAAACAUUCCUUGUGCGCAAGUUUGUGUUGGACUGGGCCGAAGAAAGAACCAAUCAAGAUGUGCAUCUUAUUUUCCCGUUCACUUUCCGUGCCCUGAAUUCACUGCAGGGAAAAGAGUUUGGUUUGGCAGAGCUCAUUCAUUUCUGUAUCCCAGAAACUAAAGACGUCUCAGUGGGUCUGAAUUACAUCUUUACAGCUCUGCAGUCAUCAGGAACCAGCAGCUACAAGAAGAGCAGAUUCAGACUGCUGUUUGUGUUUGAUGGACUGGACGAGAAUCGCCUUCAUUUGGACUUUGAUGUCAACAAUAUUCCCUCUGUGGAGGUAACAAAGUCAACUGAAAUAGAAGUCCUGCUGAGGGGACUGAUCAGUGGAAAACUGUUGCGCUCAGCUCGCCUCUGGAUAACCACACGACCUGCAGCAGCCAAUCAGAUCCCUCCUGACUGUGUGGACAUGGUGACGGAGGUCAGAGGGUUCACCGACCCACAGAAGGAGGAGUACUUCAGGAAGAGAUUCAGAGAUGAGGAGCAGGCCAGCAGCAUCAUCUCCCACAUGAAGACAUCACGAAGCCUCCACAUCAUGUGCCACAUCCCAGUGUUCUGCUGGAUCACUGCUACAGUUCUGGAGGAGCUGCUGGAAACCAGAGAGGAAGGAGAUCUGCCCAGAACCCUGACUGAGAUGUACACAGAGUUACUAAGAUUUCAGAUUGAUCAAACAAAAGAAAAGUACAGUCCAAAGAAGUGCAUUCAGUACAUUAAGUCAUUAGCUAAACUGGCUUUUGAACAGCUGCAAAAGGGCAACCUGAUCUUCUAUGAGAAAGAUCUGAGAGAAAGCGGCAUCGAUGUGAGUGAAGCCUCAGUGUACUCAGGAGUGUUCACAGAGAUCUUCAAAGCAGAGCGAAGACGGAAACAGGAAGACAAGAUGUUCAGCUUCGUCCAUCUGAGUGUUCAGGAGUUUCUGGCUGCUCUUCAUGUCCAUCUGACCUUCAUCAACUCUGGAAUCAACCUGCUGGAACAAGAACAAACUGUCUUCAAGAAGCUGAAAGUAUUUCUAAAGAAACCUGAACUAAAACAUCUCCACCAGAGAGCUGUGGACGAGGCCUUACAGAGUCCAAACGGACACCUGGACUUGUUCCUGCGCUUCCUCCUGGGUCUGUCACUCCCGACCAAUCAGAAUCUCCUACCAGGCCUGCUGACACAGACAGGAAGUAGCUCACAGACCAAUCAGGAAACAGUGGAGUACAUCAAGGAGAGAAUCAGUGAGAAUGUGUCUGCAGAGAGAAGCAUCAAUCUGUUCCACUGUCUGAAUGAACUGAAGGAUGUUUCUCUAGAGGAGGAGAUCCAACAGUCCCUGAGAUCAGGACGUCUGUCCACAGAUAAACUGUCUCCUGCUCAGUGGUCAGCUCUGGGCUUCAUCUUACUGUCAUCAGAAGAACAUCUGGACGUGUUUGACCUGAAGAAAUACUCUGCUUCAGAGGAGGUUCUUCUGAGGCUGCUGCCAGUGGUCAAAGCCUCCAAGAAAGUUGUACUGAGUGGCUGUAAUCUGUCAGAGAGAAGCUGUGGAGCUCUGUCCUCAGUCCUCAGCUCCCAGUCCUCCAGUGUGACAGAGCUGGACCUGACUAACAACAACCUGCAGGAUUCAGGAGUGGAGAGUCUUUCUGCUGGACUGGAGAGUCCACACUGUAAACUGGAAGCUCUCAGGCUGUCAGGCUGUCUGGUCACAGAGGAAGGUUGUGCUUCUCUGGCCUCAUCUCUGAGCUUCAAGACCUCAAAUCUGAGAGAGCUGGACCUGAGCUACAACCAUCCAGGAGACUCAGGAGAGAAGAUGCUGAGAGCUAAAGUGGAGGAUCCAGACUGUAGACUGGAAACUCUCAGGGUGACGCCUGCUGGAGUCCAAUGGUUGACACCAGGUCUGAGGAAGUAUUCCUGUCAACUCACAGUCGACACAAACACAGUAAACAGAAACCUCGAACUGUCUGACAACAACAGGAAGGUGACAUUUGUGGAGGAGGUUCAGUGGUAUCCUGAUCAUCCAGACAGGUUUGACUGGUAUCAUCAGCUGCUGUGUAGAACUGGUCUGACUGGUCGCUGUUACUGGGAGGUCAAGUGGAGAGGAGAGGUUCAUAUAUCAGUGAGUUACAGAGGAAUCAGAAGGAAAGGACACAGUAAUGACUGUUGGUUUGGACUGAAUGAUCAGUCCUGGAGUCUGAGCUGCUUUGAUCGUCGUGGUUACUCUGUCUUUCACAAUUACAGUGAAACACCCAUCAGUUCCUCCUCAGUGUCUCACAGAGUUUCAGUUUAUGUGGACGUUCCUGCUGGAACUCUGUCCUUCUACAGAGUCUCCUCUGACUCUCUGAUCCACCUCCACACCUUCAACACCACAUUCACUCAACCUCUCUAUCCUGGAUUUGGGUUCUGGUCGUCUGAUUCCUCAGUGAUUCUGUGCUGAGUUGAGUCUCCAGAGUCUCCUCCUGGUAGAGAAACAGUGUUGAACAGAUAGUUGAGUCUCUCCAUGACUCUGUCCCUCAGAAACAUGUUUCCACAUUCAUGGAUUAAAUGUGUUUCUUUGUGAAAUCCUUCUAAAUGAUUCCUUGUAAAUAGGGCUGCCACAAACGACGCGUCAACUAAUCGCCUGCGCACGAUACGUCAUCAAAAGCGGAAGUGAGCGCGCAAUGCAACAGAAAUCACCGUCCGAGUGGAGUGCGGAACACACAUGGACAUCCGCGCUGUAUCGUGCAUAUAUAGUAUAUGCAUAUAUUAUAUAUGCACAAUACAGCGUGGACAUCCGCGUUUACGAUACAGCGCGGACAUCCGCGCUCCACUCGGACGGUGAUUUCUGUUGCAUUGCGCGCUCACUUCCGCUUUUGAUGACGUAUCGUGCUCAGGCGAUUCAUCGACACGCCGUUUGUGGCAGCCCUACUUGUAAACUUGUUCCUCUUCAAAGAUGGAAGUUGUGAUUAUUCCAGGAGCCAAAUGUGGUGUUUGUGUCUUUUUCCAGUCAAAUGUUGAGAGUGAAUAUCAGGAUGUGGUGUUUCCUCUGAUGCUCACUUGAACUAAAAGCAUUUGAGCUGCACAAAGUGUGAAAUGAGAGAGGAAGCAGUGAAUCUACAAACUGCUGACAGACUUUCACACAUUAUUGUCCAGUGAAAAUCAGGUUUUUGUGCAGCCAGACUUGAUCCUGAUUUGAGUGUUUCAGUCCUGUUCUAGUGAUGAAGUGAGAACUUCCUUCAUCUUGUGUGUGAUGGAGAAGAAUAAAGGGCUGUGGUUAAAAAUCCUGA
Molecule: messenger RNA, 4746 nt
Organism: Amphiprion ocellaris (clown anemonefish)
Lineage: Eukaryota; Metazoa; Chordata; Actinopteri; Pomacentridae
Product: NACHT, LRR and PYD domains-containing protein 12-like
Molecular function (GO): protein binding
Source: RefSeq, a predicted model, not a curated record